GUGUAAUGAAGAUGAAUAUUCCUUAAGCAUCCACACAAAAGUAAUAAUCUUGUACCGCAUGUCUGCUAAUUCACAAAAUUGUGGUUAGAGUCCUUUUCAUAGUAGAAUCAGACUCAAUCUAGCUGAUGUUCUGAAGCAGAGAUUGGAUAGCGGUCCGUUUUUUAUUCUGCAGGCAUUGGUUAUUGGUCGAUGUAUUGAAAACAAAGCCUCUUAUUGGCAGAGGUAUUUGAAAGGAGGUAGCUGGUUGGUUGAAAUGUGCAGAGCAGGGGACAUAGCCUUUCCUGUUCCAGUUUCCUUUUUCCUGCUAGUUUUCCUGCUCUCUACCAUGCACCUUCAGGGUUGGGCUUGAAGCUUCCUGAAGUCUCACAGGAGUUCACAGGAAUCGCCUGGAUAUUUAGUUGUGCUACUUGUGGACACAAAGUCGGAAUAACAGGGACGUAAUUGGGACGUUGGAGGGUGAAGCUUGCUUUUUUUUGGGAGUUUUUUGAAGAUCUCAGGGACGUGGACCUAGUCAUAAUCCUUCAGCUGCUUACAGUGAGUGAUCUUCAUAUGGGAAGCUUAAGUCAAAGAGGACUUCCUCUCUGCCUUCCAGGACAAUAGCGAGGGACUUUCUUGCAUGGUGCCGGCGGGUGUGUGAUUGCACAUGUGAGAACGUGUAGGUGGUGGGAGACGUGGCUGGAUGAGUUACUAGUGGCAGGAACAGGGUUGUGAGGCCGGCGUGUUGAGCAGCGCACACACCCACCCCCCCCACACACACACACGCAUUCCCAGAGCAUGCCUAUGAGUCCACCUGCCGACGGCAAACAUGAGGCUCCCGAUAGGCCGCGGCAACAACACGCCCCUACCAACGGUAACCACGGAGACGACAGCAUUCGGACCUCUCCCGGGACCAAGUCCUCCUCUACCGAAACCAUGGAUGAUCUCCACGGAAACGCUGCCAUUAUCCGCAUCGGAAUCCCCGACCUUCAGCAAACAAAAUGUCUACGUUUAGACUUGGAGGCUCCAGUGUGGGUUUGCAAGCAGCGUGUCCUCGUCACUCUGACUCAGAGUCUGACAGACGUACUAAACUAUGGCCUCUACCUCCCAGCUUUCAAUGGCAGAGCUGGCAAGUUCCUGGAUGAAGAAAGACUGCUCAGGGAGUACCCCCUCCCUACUGUCACACCUGUACCUUACUUAGAGUUCCGCUAUAAGAGACGUGUUUACACUCAGAGCCAUGUGGAUGACAAGCAAUUAGCCAAACUGCAUACUAAGGCCAAUCUAAAAAAGUUUAUGGAGUAUGUUCAGCAAAGAAAUGUGGAGAAGGUCUGCAGGUUCCUGGAGAAAGGGCUAGAUCCCAACUUCCAUGAUACAGAUAGUGGAGAGUCCCCUCUCACCCUGGCAGCCCAGUUGGACUCGAGCGCUGAUCUGAUUAAAAUUCUGAGAAGUGGAGGAGCUCACCUGGAUUUCAGAACCAGAGAUGGCAUUACAGCAUUGCACAAAGCAGUGCAGACGCACAAUGACGUAGCUCUUACUACACUGCUGGAUCUGGGUGCAUCUCCAGACUAUAAGGACAGUCGUGGGCUGACUCCUCUGUACCACAGUGCCAUGGUGGGGGGGGAUCCAUACUGCUGUGAGCUCCUGCUGUAUGACCACGCUCAGCUGGGCUACAGUGAUGAGAACGGCUGGCAGGAGAUCCACCAGGCUUGUCGCCAUGGGAACGUGCAGCACCUUGAGCACCUGUUGUUCUACGGAGCAGAGAUGAGUGCGCAGAAUGCCUCAGGAAACACAGCACUGCACCUGUGUGCUCUCUACAACCAGGACAGCUGUGCCAGAGUGCUGCUGUUUCGAGGGGCAAAUAAAGAAAUCAAGAACUACAACAACCAGACAGCGUUCCAGGUGGCCAUUAUCGCAGGGAAUUUUGACCUGGCGGAGAUCAUAAAGAUCCAUAAAACCUCAGAUGUAGACUGUCUCUCUGUCGCAGUGCCUUUCAGGGAGAGCCCCUCAUACUCAUCACGGCGCCGCGGGGUGUGUGUGUCGCCACGCCGUUCCCUGAUGCGUUCGGCCAGUGACAACGCUCUGGACGAGAGUCUGCCCGCGCCCUCGCCAGCCCCCUCCUUGCACAGCCUGCCUCCACUGGAGCCUGACGACACAUCGCCUGUCCAGCGCAGCCCACAGGGGGUGCACACACACACGCGCAGCCUCAGGAGACAGACCCGUGGACACCUCAGCCCUGGUAGUCCUGUGCAGAGGGAGCCCAGUCCCCCUGCUGUAUCGCGAGGGACAAAACGUAGACUGUACAGUGCUGUUCCUGGUCGUACCUUCAUUGCUGUCAACUCACACACUCCGCAGGGUGAGGGUGAGAUCACACUCAACCGCGGGGAGAGGGUCAAAGUGUUGAGCAUAGGUGAAGGAGGUUUCUGGGAAGGCUCAGUUAAAGGAAGAACUGGAUGGUUUCCUGCCCACUGCGUUGAGGAGGUCCAGCUGAGACAGUAUGACCCACGGCUAGAGACGAGAGAGGAUCGCACCAAGAGGCUUUUUAGGCAUUACACUGUCGGCUCCUAUGACAACUAUACCUCCUACAGUGAUUAUGUGAUCGAGGAGAAAAGUGCCACGCUACAGAAGAGAGACAGUGAAGGAUUUGGCUUUGUUCUACGAGGGGCUAAAGCUGAAACUCCUAUUGAAGAGUUCACGCCGACUCCUGCAUUUCCUGCCCUGCAAUACCUGGAGUCAGUGGACUUGGAGGGGGUAGCAUGGAGGGCAGGACUACGAACUGGAGAUUUCCUCAUAGAGGUGAAUGGGGUGAGUGUGGUAAAAGUGGGACACAGACAGGUGGUCUCUCUGAUUCGGCAGGGUGGGAGUCGUCUCCUUAUGAAAGUGGUGUCAGUAUCACGCAAACCUGACACUGGGGAUGUUGUCCGCAAAAAGGCACCUCCACCUCCCAAGAGGGACCCCAGUACCAGUCUUACCCUGCGUUCUAAAAGCAUGACUGCAGAACUGGAAGAGAUGGCGUCAAGGAGAAGGAGGGGAGAGAAGUUGGAUGAGAUGCUGAGCUCACCGAAAGAAUCCGUAGUGGUGAUGAGGCAGCGGCCCAUGGAGGCAGACUCCAGAGCAGCCACUGUGAAACAGAGACCGACCAGCCGACGCAUCACACAAGCUGAAAUCAAUAAUUUGUUUGAGAGGCAAGGGUUGCCAGUUCCUCCAGGAGUGACUUUAGGUAUAGACAAAAGUCACAUGCAGCUGCCCAGAGGAAUGUCCAGGACCAAAUCAUUUGGUGCACCAGAGGAUGAGAGAAUAUCUGCUUUGAUUGGGGAGCAUCGUUUCCCAAGAAGCUCUUCAAUGACUGACAGCUUCCGACAAGACAGCAUCCCUCCCCCUCCUCAAACUGCUCCACCUCCACCUCCGACACCUUACUUCCUGGACUCAGGUCCUCCUCCAUCUUUCUUGCCACCUCCACCCCCAACACGCACAUCCAAUCAGAGCCGUUCAAGCUUCCGGCCAGGGGCAGAACCCAAGAUUCACGGUCCAGUCACGACAGACCGUCAGCGCAAAGCUCGCUCUAUGAUUAUUCUUCAGGACACAGCCCACCUGCCAGUAGAGCCAGCUCCCAUUCCCCGGCCAGCGACACCUACCUCUGGGGCUGCUCCUCCUGAGCGCGGUCGUAGACGCGGCCAGCCUGUCGAGAACCCUUACGCCAACGUGGGCCGCUUGAGUGCAGUCUAUACCCCUGCCAAGCCCCAACGCAGGAAAAGUCCGUUGGUCAAACAAGGCCAGGUGGAGGAGGGGGCGUCUGCCCAGGCUGGUCGGGAUCCCUCUCCUCUAGGAGGACAACGAAUCCCGCACAGCAGCCGAGCCGAGCUGUUCCAGCAGCAGGUGCUCUCUGAGAGAGCCAGGAUCACACCUCCAGGGGCUCGCCGAAGGCCCAGCGUGUUCCUCUCUGUGGAGGGGAGCACCACAGAACCUCAGACUACCCCCUUGCUAUCACAGUCGCACUCUGUGGACGAACUAGCAGAACUGCCUCCACCAGCACCCAUGCUUUCCCCUGGCCCUCCACCAGGGGGUUCGACCUUUAUUCACCCUCUCACAGGACGGCCUCUGGACCCCUCCUCCCCAUUAGCACUUGCACUGGCAGCACGAGAGCGUGCCCUUAGUGGCCGGACCACGCCCACUCCAACGCCUACACCUUCGCCAUCACCCACUCAGGGUAGAGCAGUGGAGAGACCAGAGACAGAGGGAGGUGUCACACCCCCUGCUGCUCUCGAGGCCCCAUCCUCUGACACCUGGAGGGAGGAGCCUGUCAGUAUCACUACGGAAACGGCUAGUCAGGUAACCAGCGGCAGCCCAGGAUCUGGGCGAAGUUUGGAAGAGACGUUGGUUCCACCCACCGUGCAGAUUGUCCAGCCAGCGCUGAUGGACACAGAGCACAGCCAACCUGCAGUUCCGCCUUCCAUGCCUUCACCCGCCCCGACCCUCUCGACUUUAGCAGGGCGGAGUAUGACCAUGAGCUCUGAGGAGGAAGCUGAGCCCUACACAGUUACAUUACCCCCUGCACUUCUCUCAUCCAGCGAUGAAGAAACCCGGGAGGAACUCCGCAAAAUUGGCAUCGUUCCUCCCCCUCAACCCUUCGCCAAUGGCCUUCUAAUGAAGGAAGCACCCAAAGCCACUCUCAACAUUUCUCCAGGGGCAUCACGGCCUUCCAUAGCCAAGACUUCCUCUGGCAAAGCAAGCGAUUCCACGGCAGACUCCGGCGUCGAGGACCCUCACAUGGAGACCACAAGUACUGUAUCCACGGUCUCUAGUAUGUCCACUUUGUCUUCGGAAAGCACUGACUCUGCCCAUGCCAGCAAGCCACGUUGCGGGGUGGGGCGUGGCCGCCCCGCCCAUCUCAGGGACCCACUGCUUAAACAGUCAUCAGAUAGCGAGCUGCUUCCGCACCCACCCAGCACAGGCCCUGCCCGCCCACGUUACCUGUUCCAAAGACGCUCCAAACUCUGGGGCGAGGAGCCCAGGGCUCAAGUUGGCCUAGGCGAUGAUAGUAGACCUGCCGCGAUGGGAGCGGAGUUACUGAGUAAAGAUACACAUUCUCUGGGAGAGGAGCCACCAAUGGGAGCACCCCUGGACCCUGGCAGGAGAUCACCAGUGGGCGGCGCCAGAUGUGAGGAGAAUGGAGAAGAGAGUAAAUCACUCUUCAGUAGCCUUGGGGAGCUCCACACCAUCUCUCAGAGGAACUACGGCACCACUUUCACCAUACGUCCUGGUAGCCGAUAUCCAGUGACUCGCAGGACACCCAGUCCCGGAGCCACCCCAGAGCGGAGCGAACCCCUGGGGCCCGUUCGCACUUUUGGCCCUCACCACCACCAUCACCACCAUACUAUCCUCAAGUCGUCCAGCCUGAGUCUGCCGCAGGAGCCCAAGGAGGUGCGUUUUGUCAUGCGGAGUGCCAGCGCCCGUGCCCGCAGUCGCUCACCUUCCCCUUCGCCCUGCGCCUCCCCCUGUCCUUCCCCAGUACUGGGCGCCCCCCUCCUGGCCUUGAGGCCCUUCAGACAGCGUCCCCUGGCACUGUGGAGUAAGUAUGAUGUGGGCGAGUGGUUGGAGAGCGUGGGACUAGGGGAGCAUCGCGCCCGCUUCUUGGAGCAUGAGAUCGAAGGCGCCCAUCUACCUGCCCUCACCAAGGACGACUUGGCGGAACUGGGGGUGACGCGAGUGGGCCACCGGAUGAACAUAGAGCGUGCACUCAAACAGCUAUUGGAUAGUUCAGGAGCAUGAUGUGUUCUAGAGUAUACUGUUCAACAAAGUCCUUGCCAAAUUGUACCACUUUUACUUGCAGGCCACUUCCAGAUCUUCUACUCUUCUACAAACCUCAGCUAAACGUGUCCUUAGCUUCACACAGCCCCACGUUUGCUCAGUUUACAGAUUUUACUCUCAACCACCACACACUACUCUCCACUACUGAAUAUUCCAACCCACUUACUAGACUUGUUUUUUUUAACAUAACACUGACAUCCAAGCACAUUUCCGAAUCUUAAGCCCUUAUUUAAUGUCUGCAGGCCUGUCGUGCUGUGUUGUGGUCCACAGCUGCAGAUGGAAAAUCAUUAAAAUGAUUAAUGGGCAGUGAGAACCAGGGAGUAUUAGGAGUUUAUAAUUUUGAUUUUAUAGUAAAACAACUGAGAUUAUAGCCAUUUUUAACUACCAUCAUAUAUAUAAAGUCAGGAAUUGUAAGUGUGUAAUCAUGCUGAACAAAGUACAAAUUACACUUAGAUACGUGUGGGUGCUGUACUGUAAAGAAGACCAUUAUGGAUAUUUGUACCUCACACAUAUGAAUUGGGAGCAAAAAAGCCUGCAUACUUUUUAAUGCCAAUGCUUCCAAGUGCCCAGGGUUUACAGUUUAUGAUAUUAAGUCACAGAAGUGGUGGUCACAAAAUAAUGCCAUGCCGGUGGCUUCAUAUACAGAAUCUAGACUAUACAUUUAGUGUACAAGUCAGAGCGUGAAAGAGUCAAGCGACAAUCUCCCCUUAAAGGUGCACUAUGUGGAGAUGAACUUCUAAGCAUCCUUUUGCUUCCAGAGUCAGCCAUUGUUGUUGAUACACUUUUCUUGUGUGUUUUUGAUUGAACUGAUUUGAUAUUAAUUUACCAUUCAUCCAUGAUAUUCGUAACAAUGCACAUGCUUUUGUAGCAUUGAUAAAAACGUGUGGUAGGAUCUUAAAAAUUAAGAGCUCUUGGUUAUUCUUUUGACAGUUUAUGAUGUUUAGUAAACUUUAGUUUAGUAAAAAAAAAAAAAAUCCAACAUAAUGCACCUUUAAUCCUGACACAACCUUUCAUAAUACAAGCGUGGCCUUGAUAUAAUACUGCCGCCAUCUAAAUUUGAUAAAGAAGAAUAUUUUCAGUGAAUUUUAUAUGUAUAUGAUAUAUAUGGGCUUAUAUAUUCAAAGAGGAGAAUGUAUGAGUGUUAACUGAAAUAUGUGUCUUAUGCCCUGUGCGAUUGUGUUCAUUUGGUCAUAUUUUAUCUUUGUUAUAUUAAAUAUUAAGUAACGACUUAAGCCCAAACCUAGUUACUCUCUUCCCCAUAGUAUUUCUUGUGAUUUCUUAGAGCUAACAUAUCUAGAAUAAAGCAAAAACACAUUUCUUCAUUAUAGAAAUGCAUAAGUUAAAAAUGUUGAAACACCCUUCGGUUUUUGUUAUGUAUGAAUAAAUGUGAGGUGAGAUUGUAUAUUGACUAUUUAUUUAUAUCAGAGAGGCAUUUAAAUACUAUGGGGAGUAGGUAGCACUUUUUAUGUUACCUUUUGUCUUCUAUAUGGAAUAACAAGGUAAUUCACUGUCAUGAUUUAAUGAUGAUUUGUAACACUUGAUUAAUGGAAUGUUAUUUUGUGUAAUUGCUAAAUUUGGAAUUUCAUUUCAAUAUAGGCUUUGGUUGAGAUUUUGGUUCAGAUAUUACGUACAAAGGUUCUGCUACUUUAAGGGCUUAAAAAGUAAUAAUUAAAAACCAUGGUAGUAUUACAGUAUUUUUUAUGCAGAUGUGAAUUAAUACUUGGGUAGUAACAUCUCAGGAGAGAGGAAGAAUGUAUGUAUGCCAUAUUAUUGGGAUUUAUUACCAAACAAGAAAACUAGAGUCAAUUUCUAACUAUCAG
Molecule: messenger RNA, 7601 nt
Organism: Astyanax mexicanus (Mexican tetra)
Lineage: Eukaryota; Metazoa; Chordata; Actinopteri; Characiformes; Acestrorhamphidae
Gene: shank3b
Product: SH3 and multiple ankyrin repeat domains 3b
Exons: 25
Coding region: 775-5742 (1655 amino acids)
Cellular component (GO): postsynaptic membrane; postsynaptic density; dendritic spine
Molecular function (GO): ionotropic glutamate receptor binding; synaptic receptor adaptor activity
Source: RefSeq, a predicted model, not a curated record